Molecule: messenger RNA, 1088 nt
Organism: Arabidopsis thaliana (thale cress)
Lineage: Eukaryota; Viridiplantae; Streptophyta; Magnoliopsida; Brassicales; Brassicaceae
Gene: CLE9
Product: CLAVATA3/ESR-RELATED 9
Exons: 1
Coding region: 47-544 (165 amino acids)
Biological process (GO): signal transduction
Cellular component (GO): extracellular region
Source: RefSeq, marked reviewed
GUUUUGCCCUCUCAUUUACUAAAACUAACCGUCAUAACAUCGAUUCAUGUGCUUCUUCUGUGUUGCAUUUAUAUCCCAAUUUGCUUCCACCAAAUAUCUUCCCUCUCUCGAUUUUAAACUUCUUCUUCUCCAAGACCACUUCUCACUUUCUCUCUCUCGCUCUCUCUUGGAAACCAAAACAAUGACGAUGACUCACCUGAAUCGUCUGAUCUUGAUCUCUCUUCUCUUCGUCUCUUUACUUCUCAAAUCCUCCACCGCUUCUUCAACCGUCGUCGACGAAGGAAACAGAACAUCAAGAAACUUCCGUUACCGAACGCACCGAUUCGUUCCGAGGUUUAACCACCACCCUUACCACGUGACUCCUCACCGUUCGUGUGAUUCCUUCAUUCGUCCUUACGCGCGUUCUAUGUGCAUUGAGCUUCAGAGAAUCCACCGUAGCAGUCGGAAGCAGCCACUUCUUUCUCCUCCUCCUCCGGAGAUUGAUCCAAGGUACGGCGUCGACAAAAGACUCGUCCCCUCUGGUCCAAACCCGCUUCACAACUAAAACCAUAUCCUCAAGUUUCUAUACAUACAUAUAUACAGAAACAUUUGUCACAUAUUUUCUAAUUUAACUCGUUUCUCGGAUUUGUUCGAGAGAGAUUUGUGUACUUUAUAGCUAGAGUUAUUUUGGCCCAAGAAGAUGGUUCGUUAGUUCUUCUUGGUCUUCUUUGCGGAAAUUUCUUAUUUCUACUUUCUUGAUCUUGUAAUGGAGUCUUGCGUUAUGGUAAUAUUGUAACUAAGCUAUUUCCACGCUUGUUUUUGGGCUUUGUAGUGUGAAAACAAUCUUGGAAAUAGUGUAUUUUUGCAAGGGACUUUCUUUUGUUUUUCUAAUGAGAAAAUGAUAAAUUAUAGUUUUGAAAGCGAAAGGAGAAAAAAAGAUUUAGUAUGGUUGGGAGAGGAGAGGUGAAGAAACGCAUGAGCUCCAUUAAUUUGGGAGCUGUAUUUAUGUAACUCUAAAGUUUCCAUUGGUCUAUCAAUAAAAAUUUAAAAAGGUUGAUGGGGCAUAUAUAUGUUAUGUUCUUCUCUUUCGUGUGAUAUUUCGCUGUAAA